This is a messenger RNA of Penicillium atrosanguineum, 975 nucleotides long. RefSeq names its product pectate lyase family protein. The transcript is spliced from 5 exons. Gene Ontology annotation, molecular function: pectate lyase activity. NCBI's taxonomy places the organism in Eukaryota, Fungi, Ascomycota, Eurotiomycetes, Eurotiales, Aspergillaceae. The record is from RefSeq and is a predicted model, not a curated record. The coding region runs from base 1 to 975 and encodes 324 amino acids.
AUGGCCCCUUCAAAAUGGAUUGCCGCCGUUUUUACCGGUUGCAUUUCUGGACUUGCGAUCGCAGUCCCCACCAGCACAUCGGAGUUCGUGAAGCGUGCAAGCGUUGAUGAUUCCGCGACUGGUUAUGCCAGCCAAAACGGAGGCACAACAGGAGGUGCUGGCGGCACUACGACUACCGUGUCUUCAUAUACAGCUUUUACUAAUGCAGUAUCGGGAGACAACGCCAAAGUAGUCGUUGUCAGCGGAAGAAUUACUAAGACUGCUGAUCAAGCUCGCGUGGGCAGUAACACCAGUAUCAUUGGCAAGAACUCCAAUGCAAUUUUGGAAAGCUUCGGAAUCCUUGUUGAGGUGGCCUCCAACGUUAUCAUUCGCAACUUGGGCGUGGAGAAGGUGCUUGCAGAAAAUGGGGAUGCAAUUGGCAUUCAGUAUUCGAAUAAUGUCUGGGUGGACCAUUGUGAUGUGUCGUCCGACAGAGAUCAUGAUAAAGAUUAUUAUGAUGGCCUUAUCGACAUCAGACAUGCUUCCGACUAUGUCACUGUGUCAAAUACAUUCAUUCACGACCAUUGGAAAGCAUCCCUUAUUGGACAUUCGGACAGCAACGGCGAUGAAGACACUGGCUAUCUUCAUGUGACUCAAAACAACAACUAUUGGUACAACGUCAAUUCUCGGGCGCCUUCUUUCCGUUUCGGUACUGGGCACAUCUAUAACAGUUAUUUCGACACCGUUAGCGACGGUAUCAAUACUCGAGAUGGUGCCCAGCUUCUUGUUGAGUCGAACACAUUCGUGGACUCUAAGAAGUCUCUCUAUUCUACCAAUGAUGGCUUUGCCGUCUCAAGUGACAAUGACUUUGGUGACGGUGAGAAUGCCGCUGAGACGGGAAAUUUGACCAAUGUGCCUUAUUCCUACACUCUGUUGGGAUCUGAAAAUGUAAAGAGUGGUGUUGUCGGAACCGCGGGUCAGACCCUCAGUUUCUAG